CCUUCGAUCCACGCGUCCCGGCUCAUUAUUUGGCCGGAAGUUGUAGUUCAUUGUACCGGAAAUAGAUGCGAGGACAUGAUUUUGCCAGGACAGAAACUGCACAUACCGGGGGCCUGUAAAUAAAAUAAUCCGCAUAAAAUAAAGGGGUGGUAACCGCAAAUUCAAGUGGCAGUAUUCCUGUCUGCCACCUGUAAAACAACGCGGUGCAUGCAGCCAUGUCGACAGCAGUUGAUCUGAAGACGAAAGAAGAGAAAGAUGCAGAGCUUGACCGACGGAUUGAGGCUCUUCGAAAGAAGAAUGAGGCACUUGUUCGUCGAUAUCAGGAAAUCGAAGAAGACAAAAAGAAGGCGGAGCAAGAGGGAAUUGCCGUGACCACGCCCCGCAAACCGCGAUCCCACGAAGCAGAGUCUGACCGCAGGAGGACUGAAAAAGAGAAUCUCACCAUCACCGUGGACGUCUCUAAACCUGCCGGGGAGAAGCGCAUCAUCAAUGAGAGGAAACCAGGAGCUCCUCGUGGUGGGGUGACCCCUGAGGAGGCCGACCCAGCAGCAAUCCAGGGUGAGAGCUCUCCCAAGAAGCCAGGCUCGGGGAGGCUGAGCCGGGGAGGGCCACGGGGAGGAGUGUGGCAAGACCGGAAGGAGGCCCGGCAGAACAAACAGGAAGUCAAGCAGGAUAAAGCAGAGUCACGGCCUGAUCGCUCACCGCGGGAGGGCGAGCCCAGGGAUGGCCAGGGCUGGCCGGAACGCACUCCCCGGGGAGGAAGAAGAGGGAGGGGAGGAGGGCCUCCGGGAGGAGGGCCUCCGGGAGGAGGGCCUCCGGGAGGAGCCGGAUCGGACCGGAAGUCGAAGGAAUGGGAGGAGAAGAGGCGGCAGAACAUUGAGAAGGUGAACGAGGAGAUGGAGAAGAUCGCGGAGUAUGAAAGGGGUCAGAGAGGAGAAGGCGAGAAGAACCCGGUCCGCAACUUCCUGGACGACCCCAGGCGGUGUGGCCCCGUUCCUGAGGGCGACCGCAAGGAGGGCAGUCGCAGGCAUGUCCGCAACUGGGGCGGCCUGGACUUCGACAACGUGAAGACCGGACCCGAGCUGGAACAGGAGUGGAGGAGUCGGAGGCCAGGCACAAAGGGCUCCAUGGACAUGACUAUGUCCAUGACGGGCCGCGAGCGGGCGGAAUAUCUUCGCUGGAAGAAGGAGCGCGAGCAGAUCGACGAGGAGCGCCUGGCUCGGCACCGCAAUGCCACUGGCCAGUGGCGACGCGAGUGGGAUGCUCAGAAAACCGAUUCCAUGUUCAAGGAGGAACCUGUUGCAGAGGACGUUCAGGAUCAAGGUAUUAAGAGGGCUACAGGGCGUAAUGCCAAACCGCAGAAGGCCUCAGAGGAGAAUAAGAGGCCGCCCAAGGCACCCACAUUUGGUGAUUUCUUGGGGCACGGUAAACCAAAAGAGGGGGUUCUUGGGAGCAGAGGAAGAGGGAGAGGUCAUGCAAAAAGCAAAAAUUACAGUAUGCAUGAUAAUCGCUGGGAGGGAGAAACCGAGAAGGUGCCCACAGAUGAAGAGGAUAAGAAGCUCCCUGCCAAGGAAAAGGUGGAUGUAGUCAUGAACAGCAGCACCGACACAGCAACCGGUGAUGACGAGGACGAGUGGGAAGACGCCAGUGAUGGAGAGGAAGAGACGGCGGAGGAAGACGCAGAAGAAGGUGUCGAGAAGGUGGCCGCGUCUCCAGAGGAGGCGAAGGAGAAGCCGUCUUCUCCACCCCCUGCUGCCUCCCCAGUCAGCCCCAAAGAGCAACGUACACCCCGCCCCAAAGUGCAGCUUCCGACCCAACAGGACACCCCCGAUCCCACGAAGCCCCUGAGCCCCUUCUCACCUCUGGAGGGGUACCAGCCAGUGACUGACUGGGGUGAGGCGAUGGAGAUGCAGUCGCCCCGUAGCAGUCUAGGGGAGAGCCCUCUUAAGCCCGAUAGCACUGGGAUAGAGAGUAGCCCAGAACAACAGACCGCAAAUGGCACUGCUGUACCUGAAGAGAGUCAGACCCCCAGCUCACCAGAGAAGGAGGACGAAGCAGAGGAAGCUGAUACAGUGACUCCCUCUCCUUGCCCAGUGGCCACAGAAACCAAGCUUGAGGAGGAGGGAGCUGAUUUGGACUCUCAGACCCAAGAAGCUGCUCCUGAUGGAGAUCCUGACACUUUGCCCAGCUGCCCCUCAGAGGAAGAGGAGAGAGCCGCCGCCCCUCCACUCGCAGAAUCCCUUCAGAGCUCAAAAGCUGAGGCCCAUGAUUCAGACCCUGACCCGGUAACUGUGAGCGAACCCUCCGAACCAUCUUCAGGCUGAUUGCCAGUUGGAGCGGUGAGGAUUUGCAAUGAUAAUGUUCCACAGCUUACAAGAAUAGGUGUUACUGGAGAGAAGAGAGGCUGUGACGCACGUGGACUCGCUAAGAAAGACCGUCACGCUUGGGAUUCACGUCUGCCACGCGAACUUUUACCAUGGCCGUGCCUUGUUCGGUCAUAGCUGAUGGAGGGAAGCCUGGGACUUGCUACCCAGCCUCAGGGUUGCUUUUGAGAUUGAUAUUCACCUUUUUUUUUGGGGGGGGGGGGGGUGGUGCUUUUUUCUGUCAUUUUUUGCUACAGGUCAUAUGCAUCACUGUGGUGACCAAGCCAAGAACGUGUGUCGCUUCCGAAUUCUGAAUUUGUACAAUUCAGUUUGCUUUGUCUAAGAUGGUGUUGCUCUCCAAUAUUGUUUUGCCUUCCUGUCCUUGCCACUACACUGGAGAUUUAGGUCUCGUGCACCUUUGAUGGGGCAGCCAAAUAACCCUUUUAAAAAUGUCUUGAGCUUUUGACAGACAAACAUUUGCAGAAGGUUUGUUAGCUGCGCAGCCGUCUUUUAAAAUACCCUGUUUUCUGGAAGUCUGAUCAUGAACGAAUCAUGGAAAUACAGUCUGAGUCUUUGAAAUUUGGAAGAGGACACCUUGGAAGGAGACCAUGCGCGUGAACGGAGCUGUGUAAUCUUUUUUUAAUUUGAACUAAUACAAUUCCAGUGAUCAGUUGAAUGAUUAAGUUAUCAAAGUGGGGUGUAAGUUUAAGGCAGUAUCUGACUUUUUUUGGAUAGUGUGAAUUCAUGAAUUUGAAAAUUGUGUAACUGAUAUCUGCUUACAUUCCAGUUUUAUGUAGAAGUUCUUAUAAUGCAUCUCAUGUCAUGAAUAGUUAAUGAAAUUUAUGAAAUCCGUGCCACUCCCACUCAAAGUGUGUAAUCUUAUAGUAGUUUUGUUUAAACUGGCAUGGGUAUGUAUAAGGGAAUCAGGGUGAUGGGGGGGUGGGGGGGAAAUCACUAACAUGGAAGCCCUGCAAAAUGUCAACGUACACGCUUUAAGAUGUUAAACAUAAUGAUUUUCGCUAAUGUUGUAAACUUGUGGGAUUUUUAUGCGUGGAGAUUUUUAUUUGAUGAAUAAACUGGACUUCCAUG
Molecule: messenger RNA, 3452 nt
Organism: Brienomyrus brachyistius
Lineage: Eukaryota; Metazoa; Chordata; Actinopteri; Osteoglossiformes; Mormyridae
Gene: ccdc9
Product: coiled-coil domain containing 9
Exons: 16
Coding region: 216-2324 (702 amino acids)
Source: RefSeq, a predicted model, not a curated record